Neocloeon triangulifer is the source of this 2666-nucleotide messenger RNA. RefSeq names its product inosine triphosphate pyrophosphatase. Gene Ontology annotation, molecular function: nucleoside triphosphate diphosphatase activity. The transcript has 4 exons. Gene Ontology annotation, cellular component: cytoplasm. The record is from RefSeq and is a predicted model, not a curated record. Bases 148 to 732 code for a protein of 194 amino acids. Gene Ontology annotation, biological process: nucleoside triphosphate catabolic process. Lineage: Eukaryota; Metazoa; Arthropoda; Insecta; Ephemeroptera; Baetidae.
GUGAGAAAAUAACAAGUGGAUUUUUUCUAAGAGCGUGUUUAAUUUUGUGUAAAGUGAACGAUUUUUGCUGGAUUUACGUGUUUGACAGGCCACUUUGUACUGACAAGUACUUCAGAAACUCAAAAUUGGCUCCUAAGCAACAGAAAUAUGUCUAAAUCAACCAUUGUCUUUGUCACCGGCAACGCCAAAAAGCUGGAAGAAGUUGUGGCCAUCCUCGGCCGGAAUUUUCCCCACGAGUUCACCAGCAAGAAGUUGGAUUUGCCAGAAUAUCAGGGAGAAAUUGAUGAUAUUUGCAAAGCCAAAUGUUUGGAGGCAGCAAGGUUGGUGCAAGGCCCUGUUGUGGUUGAGGACACAAGCCUGUGCUUUAAUUCCUUAGGAGGCUUGCCAGGGCCAUACAUAAAGUGGUUUUUGGACAAACUUGGACCUGAAGGUCUGCAUCGGAUGUUGGCCGGCUGGGAGGACAAAUCUGCAAAAGCCAUCUGCACAAUGGCCUACUGCAAUGGACCGUCUGCAACCACUUCUCAGGUGCAACUUUUCCAAGGCAUCGUGGAUGGUGACAUUGUGUCCCCUAGGGGCCCAAGGCUCUUUGGAUGGGACCCUUGUUUUCAGCCCAAGGGAUAUGAGCAGACUUUUGCUGAAAUGCCGAAAGAAAACAAAAAUCAAAUUUCGCACCGUGCGCUGGCCGUGAUUAACAUGAAAAACUUUUUCGAAAACCAAACUAGUGAAAAAUAAUGCAGAGGUGCUCCAUAAAAAUGACUAAGUGUUAUAAAAUAACUUCUUUAAAAAUAAAAACUCCUCAAUCUUAAGAAAUUAUUAAUUUAAUUAAAUUUUUGAUAAUUAGAAACUUUCAAUCCUUUUUUCAUACAAAAUUUCAUAAUUUUUUAACAGGCGAUUUUGUAAAUUAAAAACACUGCUCGUAUGGAUUCUUACUUUGCCCAUGCUUUAUAUAUUUAUAUCGUCUCCGUAGUACAUAGUACAUGAUACUUUAACACUGAUCACUAGCACAGUUAAAUUGGAUUUUCAGCGUAAUUUUCUUUUUAAAGGUUACAAUGGUAUUUUUUUUUUCAAGUUAAGUACGACUUAUUUUAAAUGGAAACAAUUCACAUCAACUUCCAAAACAACUGUUUCAGAGAAGUAUGUAAUACAUGUGGGUGAACUUUGUAAGUGUGACUAAAUGGAUUAAAUGACAACAACUAUUGUAGUUUUUUCCCAUUCUCAAAUACUUUCUUCAAAGUAAUUGAGCUCUCGUUAUUGUGCCACCUUUUAUAAUAUCGUGCAGCUCUCGUAAUAUUCUCAACUACCCCUCACAUAACCAUGGUAAUGCCUGCCCACCGUUUACUGAAAAUCAUGCUUAUGGAUAUGCAAAUUUACAUCAAUGAUGAUUUUUUUCCUUUAACGGCAAAGAGUCGCUUAUAUUCAUAUCUCGACUACACAACAGGUGCACUUGUUACAUAAUAUUGAACAGAGGAAAGUGAAUGCAUGACCGGUAAAAAUAUACAAAGGCACUGAAAUGAGUAAUUUAAACAUUUAACAGGGAUAUAAGUGAAACUUUUCUAAUUUCUGUUGUGCUAAAAGUUACCACGCGAAAAAUUUAAACACCGAUCUUGCAAAUCAUGUAAAAAAGGGCAAAUUAUAUAAUCUUUCAUACUUUUAUAUGAAGUAGGGAAAAUUAAAGCUUCAAAAGCCAAACCAAUUUGGUCUUUAAAUCAAUGAGUCAAACAUUAUUCAUACAUUUUCACUCAACAAUCAGCAACAAUCCUUAUAACUAAGCCUCUUAUAAAUUAGUUAUACACGUUGAUAGCAUUUGAUGUGACUAGAUCGGACUCAAUUCCUUGGAGAUGCCGGAGCUCUCUUGCAAGGAUAGAAUUCGUAACAGAAAAGUUUAAAUCGGAAAUUAAUAGCACACUCUCAACAUUUCUCGCUCACCUCACUUAAGAUUAGGACUUUUUACAUUAAUUUUUAUAUCUUUGGUAUAUUGCUGACCUUCGCAAGGUGCGAGACCAUUGCGAAUGAGAAUUUGAAAUAAAAAGUAAUAAUAAUACUUACAAUUAGUAAUUAUUACCCAUCACUUCAAGUAUUCCAACAUAAAUUGCAAUUAUUUUAAUAUAUAUAGACUCUGUUAAUAUAGUUUUACUAUUAAUCCUAAGGGGGCUUCACUCAGUUAAGUCAGUGGCUCUUUUCUUGAUCAAUAUUUCAAGUAACUGCAGAUGUGGCAUGGAGGUUGUACGCAAUCCCACACAUAUGUAUUAUGAGGCUCUACAAGUGAUGCGGGGCUAACAUACGUUAUUCCUCAGCAAUUUACAAAGCUCAAUUUAUUUAUGGAUAUAAACAACUUUUGCGUCGCCAAAUAAGAUUUUUACUAGGAUCCCUCGAGAGUGCUGCUGGUGGUGCAGAAACAGGAGAAAUAGUGGUUCCUGUUCGGGCAUUGGGGACAUCCAGGAACUUUAAUCCUAUGCUCUCAAGAAUUUAAUUUUUUCCCUUAAAUGUUGCUACUGUCCAACAUGAAUUUUUUUAUUCCUACAAUUUUAAUAAUCUAAAUUUUAAUUUCUUCGAUUAUUGAUUUUGAAUAAAUAUCUCUAAACAUUUUUUCGUUUCCGCAGUGGCCAUUCAAACAAGCAGUCGAGUUGUAUUCCAUUGUAAAAUUUUUAACCGAGACUUGAAUUCAA